GCGACAAGCUUCCAAGGAGACACACGUUCCCCAGGCCAGUCUUGUCCCACACUCCCAGUCUCCUUCUUGCGUUUUCAUGACCCUGUUCACCGCGCCGUGUCACUCCAACCCCUCUCAAGGCACUGCGCAGAACCUCUCCCCUCACGAGGACUCCUGGGUAACGUGACGCACAGGUAGCAAGCCCUGGAACCCUGAAAUAUAAGGGGCACUCUUACUCAGCCAGUCAAGUCAGUACCUACCUGCUGGUGGUGUCCAAUGGAUGCAGUGUGCGAGCGGGUGCGUCGUGUGGCGGUGAUCAGUGAUGAUGACCAUAUCGUACCCGACUGUGACGACCACAUGAGUGACCACCACCACCACCACCACCACUACCACCACCACCUCCACCACGAUAACUCUCAGGCGCUCCAGCCUUGCCCUUCUGAUUCCGCCGAGCUGGACCGGUACCUGCCCAGCCUGCAGGAGGGGUCCGUGCAGCCCCGCCGCGACUCCGCCUCGCAGAUCAACGACUUCUUCAAUGACGAGGGCGACGCGAGGGACCCCGCGGGGUGUGGGUGGGCGGGCGGCGGGCGGCGAGGCGGCGGCAGCACGUACGUGUCCCCGGUGAGCCAGAGGGACGUGUUUGACGAGGACGUGUUCAUCAAGCCGGAGCCCGUGACGCUCAACGUGUGGGAGGACGUGGGCCCGUCCCUGCGCCAGCUGGAGGCUGAGGCCCAGGAGGUGCUGCAGCCCCCCCUGACACACUACCCCCACCCUCCCAUCACACCUAAGCUGGAGGAUCCACCUUUCGCGCCCUGCCAACUGUCACUGGAGGGCCUGUCCACCCCUUCCCCGCCACCGCCACCGCCCCCACAACUCCUGCCGCAGAGACUCCCCCUCCCCUCCACCCCAACACUCACCCCCACCUCCACCCACCCAGCCUUCAGGUUCCCCUCCACCAGCACAGUGGGCCCCUCCCCGCGCCUGUGCAUGCCCCCCACGCCCCCAGCCUCGGACCACGGCUCCCCCGCUGACCUCAACUUCCGCCGCACGCCCCCGCCGCCCUAUGUGGUGCCCCUCUCGCCCAACUCAGCGGGCAUCAGCGGGGUGGGAGUUGCCUCCACGUGCACGGCGGGGCUGGGAGGGGGCGGACCCAGCUUGGCGUCGCCCCCCCUGCCCGCCAGCCUGCUGGGGGAGCCCGGGAUGGUGAAGUACUCCAGGAGAAACAACCCCGAGCUGGAGAAGAGACGUAUCCACCAUUGUGACUUCCUCGGCUGCACCAAAGUCUAUACCAAGUCGUCACACCUCAAGGCACACCAGAGAAUUCACACAGGUGAAAAGCCGUACAGGUGUCAGUGGCCGGAGUGUCAGUGGAGGUUUGCACGGUCAGACGAGCUCACCAGGCACUACAGGAAACACACUGGAGCCAAGCCGUUCAAGUGCAAGGUGUGCGAGAGAUCCUUUGCCCGGUCAGACCACCUCGCCCUGCACAUGAAGAGACACAUGCCCAAGACGCAGAAAUAGUGAAGAAGGCGCUGAAGAAGAAGAGAGAGAGAAAUGUGAAGACUUGGAGCAUAAGGUGAGGACAGAAAUAGGUGUACAAAUGUAAGUGAAGAAAGAAAGAAGACAAAAUAGAAGAUAAGUGAAGAGAAAGGAGAAAGAAAAAGUGAAAUAGGUCUGAUAAAGAAAGGAAGGAGAAAUAUGCA
Messenger RNA from Portunus trituberculatus (swimming crab), 1682 nucleotides. Its product is annotated as dendritic arbor reduction protein 1-like. Gene Ontology annotation, molecular function: DNA-binding transcription factor activity, RNA polymerase II-specific; RNA polymerase II cis-regulatory region sequence-specific DNA binding. Gene Ontology annotation, biological process: regulation of transcription by RNA polymerase II. NCBI's taxonomy places the organism in Eukaryota, Metazoa, Arthropoda, Malacostraca, Decapoda, Portunidae. The transcript is spliced from 4 exons. The record is from RefSeq and is a predicted model, not a curated record. Bases 256 to 1500 code for a protein of 414 amino acids.